CAGAAUCUCUCUCUCUCUCUCUUGCCAUCUUCAAGUCAUUAAUUAUUUUCAGUUCAAUUCCUUAACCGGCACCCACCUUAUCCUGAUCCUACACUCACCCUCUCUCUUCUAUUCUGUAUGUGUUCUUCUUUGUCACGCCGUGUUUCUCUCCACAAUACGAAGUCGUUUUCGGCCGUUUGAUGAGAAGAAGAGAUUCUCUGAGAGAGAACGACAGAAAUAGACGACGAGGACGAAGGAGGAGGAGGAGAAGGAGAAGGAUAGGGGAGAAAAGUGAGAAAGGGUUGUUAAAGUAAUGGAAGUGCUGGUGGGCCCCACUUACAGCAUGGAGGUGUCUGUGUCGUCACGGUCACCAUCUCCGUCGUCGUGCUUCCGAGACCGAAGCGGUGUUGCUGCGGCGAAAGAUAAGUCGAUGUGUUUGUUCUUGAAGGAAGAUCGUCAUGAGACCAACGGAGAGAAACUCAGUUCCGGGUAUGGGUCGGAUGAUUGUACGGAUAGUUCGUCGUCGUCGAUCGGGGAUGCAGGUGACAGCGAAGACGAAAACGACGACGUUUCAAAGUUGAAAAAGCCGACGCUUUCUUUGGAUUCAUUAGAAGACUCUCUUCCGAUAAAGAGAGGAUUAUCGAAUCACUAUAAUGGGAGAUCGAAAUCAUUUGCGAAUCUGUCAGAUGUGAACUCAGUGAAAGAUCUUGGGAAGGAAGCGAAUCCAAUUAACAAGAGAAGAAGAUUGCUGAUAGCGAACAAGUUAUCCAGAAACAGUAGAAGAUCGUCCUUUUACUCAUGGCAGAACCCAAUAUCUAUGCCUAUUCUUCCUGCUCUUGAAGAAGAAGAAGACGAAGAAGACGAAGAAGAUCAUCAUCAUCAUCCUCAUCCUCAUCAGCUUCAAAACUUGCCUUCUUUUAAACAACAAACAAAGGAUGAAGAAGAAGAAGAAGAAAAAGAAGAAGAAGAAGAGAAGAAUCCAUGGUAGUAUGUUUAGGUUAACCUUUUAUUUUAUUUAAUAUUGUCUGUCAAAAAAUUAGAACUAAAUUUUAUAAUGAAUGUAAAUAAAUAAUAAAAAUGAAAAAAAAAAAAAAAACAAUGAAUGUUUCAAGCUCCAAGAUAUCAUUAGUAUAAGACUAGAGUUGCAAUCUAAUUAAGUUGUUUGUGAUUUACUUUCAAUUUUUAAUAGUUUGAUUUGAUUAUUGUUAAAUCAA
Mangifera indica (mango) is the source of this 1193-nucleotide messenger RNA. RefSeq lists its product as uncharacterized. The transcript is spliced from 2 exons. Bases 293 to 967 code for a protein of 224 amino acids. The record is from RefSeq and is a predicted model, not a curated record. NCBI's taxonomy places the organism in Eukaryota, Viridiplantae, Streptophyta, Magnoliopsida, Sapindales, Anacardiaceae.